Porites lobata is the source of this 4352-nucleotide messenger RNA. The record is from the annotation of a GenBank genome assembly. NCBI's taxonomy places the organism in Eukaryota, Metazoa, Cnidaria, Anthozoa, Scleractinia, Poritidae.
AUGACUGAGAAAGGACAAAAAGAGAGGAAUUGUAAUCUUGAAAACACCAACCAGAUUGCCAAUGAAGUUGGAGAGAGGAGAGAGGAAGGCGCAAAAGAUUUCCAAAACGCUAUAGACCGUCAUGAACGGGACCUCAAAAUAUCCAGAGAAGUGGGAGACAGGGCAAGAGAACGAAGAGCGUACUGUAAUCUUGGCAACGCCUACUACAGUCUUGGAGAUUUCCGGAGAGCCAUAGAGUACCAUGAACGUCACCUCAAAAUUUCGAAAGAAGUGGGAGACAGGGCAGGAGAAGGAAGAGCGUAUUGUAAUCUUGGCAACGCCUUUAGAAAUCUUGGACAUUUCCAGAAAGCCAUAGAGUACCAUGAACAAGACCUCAAAGUCUCGAAAGAAGUGGGAGACAGGGCAGGAGAAGGAAGAGCGUACUGUAAUCUUGGCUACAGCUAUCACAGUCUUGGAGAUUUCCAGAAAGCCAUAGAGUACCAUGAACGACACCUCAAAAUUUCGAAAGAAGUGGGAGACAGGGCAGGAGAAGGAAAAGCGUACUGUAAUCUUGGCAACGCCUUUACAAAUGUUGGACAUUUCCAGAAAGCCAUAGAGUACCAUGAACGACACCUCAGCAUUUCGAAAGAAGUGGGAGACAGGGCAGGAGAAGGAAGAGCGUACUGUAAUCUUGGCAACACCUUUAGAAAUCUUGGACAUUUCCAGAAAGCCAUAGAGUACCAUGAACGAGACCUCAAAAUUUCGAAAGAAGUGGGAGACAGGGCAGGAGAAGGAAGAGCGUACGGUAAUCUUGGCCACAACUAUCACAGGCUUGGAGAUUUCCAGAAAGCCAUAGAGUACCAUGAACGAUGCCUCAAAAUUUCGAAAGAAGUGGGAGACAGGGCAGGAGAAGGAAAAGCGUACUGUAAUCUUGGCAACGGCUAUAACAGACUUGGAGAUUUCCGGAAAGCCAUAGAGUACCAUGAACGACACCUCAACAUUUCGAAGGAAGCGGGAGACAGGGCAGAAGAAGGAAGAGCGUACUGUAAUCUUGGCAACGCCUUUAGAAAUCUUGGACAUUUCCAGAAAGCCAUAGAGUACCAUGAACGAGACCUCAAAAUUUCGAAAGAAGUGGGAGACAGGGCAGGAGAAGGAAGAGCGUACGGUAAUCUUGGCCUCAGCUAUCGCAGUCUUGGAGAUUUCCAGAAAGCCAUAGAGUACCUUGAACGAUGCCUCAAAAUUUCGAAAGAAGUGGGAGACAGGGCAGGAGAAGGAAAAGCGUACUGUAAUCUUGGCAACGGCUAUGACAGUCUUGGAGAUUUCCGGAAAGCCAUGGAAUACCAUGAACGACACCUCAACAUUUCGAAAGAAGUGGGAGACAGGGCAGGAGAAGGAAUAGCGUACUGUAAUCUUGGCAAAGCCUAUGCGAGUCUUGGAGAUUUUCGGAAAGCCAUAGAGUACUAUGAACGACACCUCAAAAUUUCGAAAGAAGUGGGAGACAGGGCAGGAGAAGGAAAAGCGUACUGUAAUCUUGGCAACGCCUUUAAAAAUCUUGGAGAUUUCCAGAAAGCCAUAGAGUACCAUGAACGAGACCUCAAAAUUUCGAAAGAAGUGGGAGACAGGGCAGGAGAAGGAAGAGCGUACUGUAAUUUUGGCAACGCCUAUCAAGGUCUUGGAGAUUUGGAGAAAGCCAUAGAGUAUUAUAAGAAGAGUGUUACAGCCUUCGACCACAUCAGGGGAAAUCUCAUAUCUAAGGACGAAUGGAAGAUAAGCCUUCAGAAUACGUAUGAUCAUAUUAAUUUGAGUCUAUGGGGGCUGCAGUUUAAGGAAGGUAAAGUCACCGAGGCACUUUUAACUGCUGAUCAUGGACGUGCACAGGCUCUAAACGAUCUUCUGAAGUUCAAGUAUGGCCUUAAAGGGCCACGCUCAGAUAUAGGAACACUUUCUGCAAGACCAAGUGACUUUUUUGGCUCCGUACCUUCAAAUACAGCUUUUAUAGCUAUCAACGAAGGAGGAAUAGUUCUGUGGGUGAGCCAGAAAGGAAAAAAAAUCAAAACUAGAAGAAGCGAGAUUGUUAUCCCUGCUACAAACUAUUUUCAGUCUCUUUUGGAAACUGUACAUAAAGAAAUAGGUGUGAGAGCUGAUGUUAUUUGUGAAGAUCGCUCAUUAAAGAACCCAAACGAUAAAAAGUUAGAAGAAAAAACCAUUAAGUCAAAGUCUCAUCCUUCAUGUUUUGAGACAAAAUCAUUACAAACAUUUUACAAUGCUGUUAUAGACCCUAUAAGAGACUUACUCCAGGGCGAUGAGGUUGUGGUCGUUCCACAAGGACCUCUGUAUUUGGCGCCUUAUGCUGCUUUAAUGGACUUGAAAUCAAAGUACCUAUGUGAAACUUUCAGAAUUCGUCUGCUUCCCUCACUUUCUAGUCUUCGAUUAAUCCACAAUAGUCCAGCAGAUUGGCACAGCAAGACUGGCGCUCUUCUCGUCGGCGAUCCGUGGGUACAGGAGGUAGUUUAUGAAGGAAGGAGGCUAGAGCAGUUAGAGUGGGCUGAAAAAGAAGUGCAAAUGAUUGGGAAAAUACUUCAAACUGUACCUCUCGUUGGAAAACGGGCAACUAAAGAUGAAGUUUUGAGACGUAUCUCCUCGGUUGCUUUGGUGCACAUUGCUGCUCACGGUAAAAUGGAAACAGGAGAAAUUACCUUGGCCCCUAGCACAACACGUUCAUCAUUCGGAAAUCCAGCCAGGGAGGACUAUCUCUUAACUAUGCAAGAUGUUUUAAAGGCGCAGAUUAGGGCAAGACUUGUUGUACUUAGUUGCUGCCAUAGUGCUCAGGGAGAGGUCAAAUCUGAGGGUGUGGUCGGCAUCGCACGGGCAUUUUUGGGUGCUGGUGCUCGUUCUGUUCUGGUAUCCCUGUGGGCGAUCGAUGACGAAGCUACUAUGGAGUUCAUGAAAGUUUUCUACCAACAACUAGUCCAUGGACGAAGUGCCAGUGAGGCCCUGAAUAUAGCCAUGAAAUCCAUGAGAGAAUCUCACCGCUUUAACGCAGUGAAGUACUGGGCGCCGUUUGUUCUCAUUGGUGAUGACGUAACGCUUGAGUUUGAAGGCAUCGAUUAAAUAGCAAGGUAUUUUGGUAUACAUUUAAACCUGGGAUCAUAAUCCCUACUUUUGCAAAUGUUAUUUUAAGAAUUAUUUCUGUCGCUUAUAAGGCAACGAUCUAACUCAACCGAUGCCACUUAUAACGUCAAUCUGCCUAUCACAGGUUGACAGCUACAAAGAAGCCUGACUUUGGUAGUUUGUUUGGCAGUUAAACUACAAAAUGUAUUUCAAAUCUGAUGAUUUUUUUUACAUUUCAAUGUUUCGGCGUCCCUGUUUGAGUUCGCUCCAUUGGAACUAACAGUCGAUCUUGACGUAAGCGACGACCCAAAAUGCCAAGAUCAAAUUUUUGGUCGCUUAUUUCACGUUGAGUGGUCGCUUAGGAAAGUCUCCAAAUAUGGUUAAUCUUCUAUUAAGCCUUCCGGGGGGUUUAUUCAUUUCAAGAACGUUUGAGCGAGGGGCUUAUUUUAUUAAAUGAAGUUUUUGAGAUCAUUUCCCCAUAAAGAACUAGAACGCUAAGUGGAAAAGUCCAGGCACCUGAAGUUGGAGGUCAUCAAACCGAAGGUCAAAAUCAAAUCCGAACUUCCAGCUCGUGAAUAAACUAUAUUGGAUGAUCAGCCCACAUGAAGUGUUAUAGUCGUGACAAAUUGAUUGAUAUAUCAUACGUUUAUUAUAUAUGAACAGAGAGAGGGAGCUUGAAAGAGAGAUAGGGUUUAUGCUAUGCUAGUUUAUUUAAAUCUACAAUAGGUUUACUCGUGGGUUGAAGUUACCAGUUUUAAUAUGGCCCUUUGCUCUAAAAGAUUUAGAGCGUUUUCGAUUCACCGUCUUUCGCGUCCCAAAUAAGAAAAAAUGGGGUAAACUCGAAUGAAAUCACUUGUUUUGGCUUUCAUUGUAUUGCAGUAUCUACAAAAAUGAUUAAAAUAAAGUAAUCUGAUCUAUAUAAACUUUAAACGGUCCAAAAACGUACGGUAUGGAAGAGGUUUGUAACAAAACGUUUGCGUAUUCGUUUUCCGGUAUACGAUCAAUCGGGCGCACUCUUAGAAGCCAGUUGUCAAAAUGUUUUUUUCGCUAGCUGAAAUCACUAUUCUUCUCUUCUGCUAGUUUGCUAACGUUGUUUUUUGCUGUUUUUGUUGUUGUUGCUAUUCUAUAGGUAUGAUGAAGAAUGCAGUGAAGCAGUUCCUAAGUUGAAGUCAGUUUCUUAUUUGUCACAAUUACGCCGUGGAACGUUUCUCCCAAGAAUAGCAACACUUUAUCCCGAACAGAAAAUUAUAUGCUGUUCAUAA